AUGUUUUCCUUUGCCAAAAAGUUGGUCGAUAGAUUCGACACAAAGGAGCCUUCUGAUGAUUCCUACUUCAAGAAUACUUUACAGCUUAAUAAUAGGGGGUAUGGACUCAGAGUUCUUUCGGUUGAACCUCAUUCAAUUGGUCAACAACUCGGGUUAGAAAGUUGGUUUGAUUAUAUCAUAAGAAUCAAUAAUCAUGAGUUACCUAUGUUAAAUCCUUCUAUUUCCAACUAUCCUUAUAACAUAAACGAUGACGGAACUAUCAAUUAUGGAGGUAAUGCCACUCAGGACCAAGCAAGUAUGGUGGAUUUCAAUGCCAUUCACCAAGAAAUACAGAAUAUUUCCAAAUCAUCAAAACACUUGAUCAUCGACGUUUGGAAUGCUAAAGGGGGUGUUAUGAGACAACUAUACGUGCCACUUGAAGCUUCUGACUCGCUGGAUACCGAAGAUCACCAAUCUAAUUCCUUGAUUCCUAAAGAAUUCAAAAAAAUUGGUAUCAAUUUACAAUCUCAACAUCUUAAUACGGCAACUUAUGUAUGGAGAAUCCUUAAUACUCACCAAGAAUCUCCAGCUUUCCAAGCCCAAUUGAUUCCUUAUUCUGACUACAUCAUUGGAUGUGAUUCAGCUUUUCCUGAUGAUCCAUAUGGGAAAGGAUUGUUGUCCCAAGGUGGUGAAUCCUUGUUAUCAAGAACAGUAUUAAACUACUAUAAUUACAAUUUGGAGAAAUGUCAAGAUAAUUUUGUUCCUAUCACAUUGUAUGUCUAUAAUCAUGAUUAUGACAUUUUAAGACCAGUGACGGUGAAUUUAACGAAGUUCUGGGGUAGUGGUCAAAAUAAAGGUAUAUUAGGUUGUGACGUAGGCUAUGGAUUAUUACAUAGAAUCCCAGAGGUAAUUGGUAAGUUUGAAAAUGAAAAAAUGACUGACGACGUGUUAUUCGAGAAUAAAGACGACUAUCAAUAUAAUUCAACUCCAAUCGCUCCGCCAUCAGAAAAUUCUUUCACCCCAAUGGCAUCAAUACCUCCUCCUUCUAUGACAGCACCACCCCCAAAAUCCAAAAAGAAAAAGCACACUAGACCAACGGUUGACUUGAGUUCAUACAUGAAUGAAGAGUUGGAAAAAUCAAAGGAUACUGACAACACUACCACUAGUGAUUCACCAGUACCUCCUCCACCAAAAGCUACGUAA
This is a messenger RNA of Yamadazyma jaroonii, 1182 nucleotides long. The record is from the annotation of a GenBank genome assembly. NCBI's taxonomy places the organism in Eukaryota, Fungi, Ascomycota, Pichiomycetes, Serinales, Debaryomycetaceae.